UUUUUUUGGUUUUGGACUCAAACAGCCGUCCAAAUGUGAGCCCAUUUUAUCCACGGUAAUUGUUCAAAUCAUUUUUUUUUUCUCCAGUGUUUCACGAUCUGAUUGCAGGAUGUAACUCUCAGAAAUAAACGUCUAAUAAACAUCCAUAUAACAUUUUAUCGGCACAAUGUUUCAAGCUCACGCAUACAUAAACAAAUCUGAAAUACUAACAGUUAUACCACGACCCCGGUCCUGAGAGUGAGGCUCCAAACAAAAAAAAAACAAACAAAGCAUUUAUAAAUAAAUAAACCCAAACAAGGAACACAGAAUCAGUCUCUAUCAUUCCGUCAUGUUGCGCCAAUUUCACAUGGGCGUUUCUUUUGUGUCCUGUUCCCUUGGUGUAAUGUUCUGUGUCAACACUUAGGGAUAUAAGAACAAUGAACACUUUGCCUCACCGCAGUCUUUUCCAACCAAACUAUCAUCAAGUUCCUGGACAUACAUCUACCGAAAGAAAAACAUCGAAGUACAUUGGUUUCUUAAUGGAAAAAGAGAUCUUCUAAAUAAGAAACAGAUGCAUUGACAUUUUUAGUCUGUCUGCUGAAAAUUACCGGUCCUAAAGGACUGGUUUUUCAGGGGGUGAGAAACAGUGAGGAGCAAGCAAACCUGUGAUGAGCCCCCUGAAUUCAACCUCCUUUAUUAACGCCACCAUUGUGCGUCCUGAGUUCUUUUUCAUAAGUGGUUUUGCCGGUAUUCCCCACACAAAAUACUACUAUGUGUUCUUGUGCUUGUGCUUUGCUCUGACUCUACUGGGAAAUGCUUUUGUAAUGUUUGUGAUUUACACUGACCACUGUCUUCACACUCCAAAAUACAUUGCAGUGUUUAAUUUGGCUGUGUCCGACUUGUGUGGAAGCACUGCACUUGUUCCUCAGUUGAUCGACACCUUGCUGUUUAAAUCACAUCUAAUCUCCUACGAGGCCUGCUUGACUAGUAUGUUCUUUGUUUUUUGGUUUGUCUCUGUGCAGUCUCUCACUCUCACUGCUCUAUCCUAUGAUAGAUUUGUUGCUAUAUGCUUUCCACUGAGAUACAAUGAGAUUGUGACUAGUAAAUCAAUGUUGGUGAUCACAACCAUAUUAUGGAUUUUUGCAGGAAUGGCUGUUAUCAUGGCUGUGAUUUUUAUCAACAGAAUAUCAUUCUGCAAAUCCGUUGAGAUAAACAGCUAUUUCUGUGAUCUUGGACCGAUACACCUUUUGGCAUGCAAUGACAACACUCCAAGUGCUGUGAUUCACUGGACACAUCCUGUUAUAAUUCUCUGGUUACCGGUACUUUUUAUCACAGGUACAUAUAUUUCUAUAGCCAGAGCAUUAUUGAAAAUUGCAGAAGCCUCUGAGCGCCUCAAAGCCAUGAAGACCUGCACCUCUCAUUUGAUCUUGGUGGGUGUGUUUUAUCUUCCUAUAUGUAUCACAUAUGCAAUGGGCUCAGCCAUUCAACUGAACACCAGGAUUGUGAACAUGUCUCUGGCGACUGUCUUGCCACCUAUGCUGAAUCCAAUCAUAUACUCUCUGAAGACAGAGGAAAUCACAGAAUCCAUUAAAAAGCUGUACAGAAGAAACAAGAUACACAUUGUUGUACGGAAUAAAUUAAAAAAAAAGAUUAAUCACAAAUGAGUGACUGGCAAAUUUGACAAUGUUAAUUUUUUUCACAGACUUAUAAAUGCAAAAAAAUUUCAAACAUUUCGCAAAAUGUUUUACACAUUUAGUUAAAUAUUCAGUUAUAUUUUUGAUACAUUCAGUUAAAUUUUUCUUAAAUUGGGUAAAUGUUUCAUAUAUUUAGCUAAAUGUUUUGUACAUUUGGCUAAAUGUUUUAUUUAUUUAGAGAAUCAGAUUAUGGUUAAGCAGGCUUUAGGAAACAUGAAUCCUGUAGAUCAAGGGUAGCCAACCCAGGUCCUAGAGCUGCAGGGUCGGCUGGUUUUUGUUUUUAGUCGGCACCUAAUUGAUCAAUUAAAGCAGUCGAUUUCACAGUUAACUCACUUCACCAGGUUUAUAAUUGGUUGUUGUAUUUAAGGUAAAUGGUAAAUGGACUGCAUUUAUAUAGCGCUUUUAUCCAAAGCACUUUACAAUUGAUGCCUCUCGUUCACCAGAGCAGUUAGGGGUUAGGUGUCUUGCUCAGGAGCACUUCGACACGCCCAGGGCGGGGAUCGAACCGGCAACUCUCUGACUGCCAGACAACCGCUCUUACCUCCUGAGCUAUGUCGCCCCCAAGGUGAAUACAAAAGGCAGAGACACCCCUGUCACAAUGUUUUAUUAAGAUUUCAAUGCCACUGAAAUGCCCUGAAUGUAAUCGAAAAUAAAGCUAACUGUAUUUCAAUGAUGGUGUGUUUGUUCUGACCGACGCAUGCCAUAGUCAAUGUUAUUGUGUCCGCUCUGCUUUAGUGUCAUAUGUAUGCUAUGCUUAUAUGUGCAUUUGUUUUGUCUACAUGUCAUUGUCUGCUAAUCUGUCCUUUCAUGUUUUAUUGUCUCUCUUGAGUCAUUUAUUUCAUUUUUUAUCUUUGUAACACAUGCAUUUUAAUUUUAUUUUAUUUGAAAUUUUAGGCUGACUUUUAAACAGCUGGCCAGGAAAAGCAGAUGAAAACUAGCCUUUCAGGCUAACUCUGGCUCAUUUAAGGUUUGACUGUUGAUUGGUGUGCCUUGUCCAGACACGUGCACAGAUAGACCUCAAGGGGGGCUUGAGCCCCUGCCCUUUUGCCCUCUCACUCGACGAGUGCCCUUUUGGUCGGUGGCAUUUAUAAUUUGUCUUGUAUAUAAAAUACAAUUUAUAAAUAC
Messenger RNA from Anguilla rostrata (American eel), 2798 nucleotides. RefSeq names its product olfactory receptor 1E16-like. Gene Ontology annotation, biological process: G protein-coupled receptor signaling pathway; detection of chemical stimulus involved in sensory perception of smell. Gene Ontology annotation, molecular function: olfactory receptor activity; odorant binding; G protein-coupled receptor activity. The record is from RefSeq and is a predicted model, not a curated record. Bases 648 to 1643 code for a protein of 331 amino acids. NCBI's taxonomy places the organism in Eukaryota, Metazoa, Chordata, Actinopteri, Anguilliformes, Anguillidae. The transcript has 2 exons. Gene Ontology annotation, cellular component: membrane.